This is a messenger RNA of Salvia splendens (bonfire salvia), 2137 nucleotides long. Its product is annotated as two-component response regulator ORR21. Gene Ontology annotation, molecular function: DNA-binding transcription factor activity; DNA binding. The record is from RefSeq and is a predicted model, not a curated record. Bases 148 to 2016 code for a protein of 622 amino acids. NCBI's taxonomy places the organism in Eukaryota, Viridiplantae, Streptophyta, Magnoliopsida, Lamiales, Lamiaceae. The transcript has 5 exons. Gene Ontology annotation, biological process: cytokinin-activated signaling pathway; phosphorelay signal transduction system.
AAUUCACUCAAUCAUUGCCCUCUCCUUCUGCUGUUUUCCUUGUUUUUGCUUCUAAUUCUCCUCCAGAUCUCUUAUCGUCUCAUGGUUUCUGGCGAUUUCGGCUGUGCUUGAACAUAUCCUGAAGUUAGGGUUUCAGCAGAGGCGAUAAUGGCGUGCACGAGCGGUGGAAAAUUGGAGGUGUCGCAGCAGUUCCCGGUGGGGCUGAGGGUUUUAGUAGUGGAUGAUGACGUCAUCUGCCUCCGCGUUGUGGAGCAAAUGCUUCGCAAGUGCUUGUAUAAUGUUACCAGUUGUUCGCAAGCGACAGUGGCUUUGAACUUAUUGAGGGAAAGGAAAGGAUCUUUUGAUGUUGUUCUGAGUGAUGUUCACAUGCCGGAUAUGGAUGGCUUCAAACUUCUUGAGCUAGUUGGACUGGAAAUGGGCCUUCCUGUGAUAAUGAUGUCCGCGGAUGGAAGAACUAAUCUGGUCAUGCGUGGAGUAAGGCACGGGGCUUGUGAUUACUUAAUUAAGCCUAUCAGGGACGAAGAGUUGAAGAAUAUUUGGCAGCAUGUUGUUAGGAAAAAACAGAAUGAUAUGAAAGAACAUGAUCAUUCGUGUAGCGUGGAAGACCAUGAUCGUCGAAAACGAGUGAUUGAUGAUACUGAAUAUGCUUCUUCUUUGAAUGAAGGGGCAGAUGCAGACGAGGUUAAUAAAAUGCAAAAGAAAAGGAGAGACUCUAAAGAUGAGGAUGAUGAAACGGAUAACGAUGACCCUAGCACGUCAAAGAAGGCUCGUGUGGUUUGGUCAGUAGAGCUCCAUCAGCAAUUCGUCACUGCUGUAAAUCAGCUCGGGAUUGAUAAGGCUGUACCCAAGAGAAUUCUUGAAUUGAUGAAUGUCCCUGGGUUGACAAGGGAGAAUGUUGCUAGUCAUUUGCAGAAAUUUAGACUAUACUUAAAGAGGUUGAGUAUGGUAGUUCAUCAACAGGUUGGCCUUUCUUCUUCUUAUUGUGGGCCAGUGGAGCAGAAUCUGAAACUAGCCUCACUUGGAAGGAUUGAGUUUCAAGCAUUGGCAGCUUCUGGCCAACUUCCUCCACCGACAUUAGCAGCGCUACAUGCUGAGCUUUCUCGACCCACAGGGAACUUAAUCUUGCCAGGGGUGGAUCAGAGAACUUUGCUGCAUGCAUCUCUUCAAGGGUCUAAAUGUGUUUCUGUGGAUCGGGUUGCUUAUGCCCAACCUCUGGAAAAAUGCUCGCCCAACAUUUCCAAACAAAGUUCUCAGCCUCUUACGUCCAAUGGCGACGUACACCCCGAAUUUGCAGCCUGGUCGUCGAAAAACCUUGGCGAUUUGGUACCAGCCUGUAACCUUGGCACUGUAACAGAAACGGACGGUUUGCUAACCUUUGUACAGCAACAGCAGAAGCAAUCUAUGAUGCCAGAGACAAGUCGUUCAAUCAAUGUGAACCCUUCUUGCUUAGUAGUUCCAUCUCAGUCUUCACCAAAUCAUCAAGCAGGAAAUAGCCCUGCUUCUGUCGAUCAAAAUUGCAGCUUUAGAAAUUCUGCAGUGGAUCAUAAUAACCCCUUGAUCUCGUCAGGUAUUGGACAAGUCUUGGAAGUGGAAUGUAAAGCAGUGAGUGCGCCUAGGGAUGCAGCUUCUGUUUCAUCUACAUCAUCUUACUCAAGAAAUAUACAAGAAAGUUCUUGUCAAAGAGUUUGGAACUCAGCCUCUACACUCAACGCUGUUGUGCAGCCUCCUACCAAGGCCUUUGUGCAAUGUUCUUACAAUGGUAAACUGCAUUUGGUGCAAGGAUCAGCAGGGAAUCCUGUAUACACAGGUAGAGGACUGUCCAUACCAAGCCGGUUUGCUGUCAAUGAACAGGAAUUGCAAAUGUGCAGCCUAAGUCAAGUGAGAUCUUAUGUUGAGAGCAGUAGCAGCAAAGUGAAGCAAGAGCCAAAUAUGGAUCUGAUGGGAAGUGUAAAAUUGGGGACUCCAGUAAAGCAGCUCUUUUCCCAAAAUGAUCUGAUGAGUGUUUUCUCUGACUAGGUAAACUUUCUGUUUGAAUUCAUUAUAGUAAUAUCUAUAAACCAUCUGUGUAGAUCUAUAACACACGUGAUUAUGUAGUGAAACUGUUGAAGUUUAGCUCUAAGCUUUUCGAGCUACCAUA